GGCCAAAAGAGAAGUGCUGUAGAGAAUCAUGAAAAAGAUAGCAACUUUUUUUUUCUUAUUAUUAUGGUGUAGGCAGGCUUAGAAAAUUUGAAGUUCCCAAUUGAGACCGUAUAAUUUGUCAAGAGAGGUGGUUAUUAUAUUGCAUUAGAUGCUCUAUGCGGAAAGAACACUGUCCUGAAUAAACUAUUAAUCAACAAGGAUUAGUUAAUUAAGCAAUAGACCCCUUUAACAUUUUGGAUAAUAAAACAGCACAGAUUCCUAUAUCAUCUUUGAUUAAUUUAAUUCCUUAUUUGUGGUAGAGACAAAAGUUGGACUCGCGUCCAUUGAUCCAAGGCUGAUGAUUUUACUACUAAUUUAAUAAAGAAUCAACUUUAUUACUCCAAUUUAUUAGCAGACAAAGGAACUACCCUGAUUAGCUUUCAUUAGUUUGGAUUUUCUUGUUGUGACCACUUGAGGAUUGGUCAACUUGAUCUGAUGGGUUCUGAAAGACAACAAACAUCCUCCUCUUUUGUUUCUCCAUCCAUUUAUCAUGUGUUCUUGAGUUUCAGAGGUGAAGACACACGCAAAACUUUUACUGAUCAGCUUUAUGCUGCUUUGGUAGGUGCCGGGUGGCGCACUUUUAAGGAUGACAAUGAGAUUGAGAGAGGGGAAAAUAUUAAGAUGGAAUUAGAGCGUGCAAUCAUAAAUUCGAGGAGUUCAAUAAUUAUCAUCUCGAAGAACUAUGCUACUUCAACAUGGUGCCUUGAUGAACUUGUCAAAAUCCUUGAACAUAAGAGGACCAAAGGGCAUGCAAUUCUUCCCGUGUUUUAUCAUGUGGAUCCUUCUGAAGUUAAAUAUCAGAAAAGGAGCUUUGCAGAAGCAUUUACGAGAUACGAGAGGCAAAUUGAAGCUGAAAGUGAUGAAGAAGGAAAGAGGGAGUGGAUGGAUAAGGUUAAAAAAUGGAGAGCAACUCUUGGAGAGGUUGCAGAUUUGGGUGGUGUUCUAGUGAACAAUCAAGAGGAUAGGAAGGAGUCAGAUUCCAUUGAAGAGAUUCUUCAGCUCAUUGAGGAUAAAUUGAACCGCACAAUCUCAAGUGUUGCGCCUUACCUGGUUGGGAUGAGUUCACGGGUCAAAGAUAUUGUUUCGUGGUUGCAAGACGGAUCGCAUAAUGAUAAUGUUACUGCAAUUUGCGGGAUGAGCGGGAUUGGGAAGACUACUGUUGCCAAAUAUGUUUUCACUACAAACUUUAGAAGAUUUGAAGGUAGUAGCUUUCUUGCAAAUAUCAAAGAUAUUUCUCAGCAACCUGAUGGCUUAAUUCGCUUACAGAAGCAGCUCCUUUAUGAUCUAACUGGGAUAAAGUGUAAAAUACAAGAUACUGAUGAAGGGAUCAUCAAGAUAAGAGAUGCUAUUUGUUCUAGGAGAGUUCUGGUCAUACUGGAUGACGUUGAUCAACAAGAACAAAUACACACCAUAAUUGGUAUGAAAAAUUGGUUCUGUCCAGGAAGUAAAAUAAUCAUAACAACUAAGAAUUCAUGCUUGCUGAAGGUUCAUGAAAUUCAGAAAGUCCAUGAAGUCAGGAAAAUGGGGAAUGAUGAAUCAUUGGAGCUUUUCAGUUGGUAUUCCUUUGGGGAGGACCAUCCAGCUGACAAGUACAUGGAACUAUCAACAAGGGUGGUAAAGCAUUGUGGAGGGCUUCCUCUGGCACUUCAAGUUUUGGGUUCUUCUCUUCGUGGGAAAAAUAUCGAUGUAUGGAAAAGUGCAUUAGACAAGUUGGAAGCCAUUCCUGCUAGACAGAUAAUUAAAAAACUAAAAUUGGGGUACGACUCAUUAAAAGAUGAUCAUGAUAAGAGUUUGUUCCUUGACAUUGCCUGCUUCUUUACAAGAAAGGAUAAAGAUUACGUUAUUGCAGUAUUAGACGAAUCUUAUAUUUACACAAGAGUUGGGAUUCAGAAUCUCAUAGAUAGAUCCCUGUUGGCAAUUGAGGGUAACAAGUUGAUAAUGCAUCAAAUGCUUCGAGAUAUGGGCAGAGAAAUAGUCCGUCAAGAAUCAACCAAGAAGCCUGGGAGUCGUACCCGAUUGUGGUACUAUAAAGAUUCAUUUAAUGUAUUGAGAGAAAGCAUGGGCUCAGAGACAAUUGAAGGUCUUUUCUUUGACAUGAAUAUGGUCAAAGAAGACCAAUCUUUCAUGGGAAGUUCUAGCAGUGGAAGAAAGUGGUUGUUUAAAGAAGUUAAGAGUUAUCGGUUCGGUUUCUCCAGGCAUCCGAUCAAGUUUUCUUCAAAAACCUUUAAUGAGAUUAAACUGAGAACUGAUACCUUUACAGUUAUGAACAAGUUAAGACUACUUCAGAUCAAUUAUACACAUCUAAAUGGUGCUUAUAAAGAUUUUCCCAAGAGCCUGAGAUGGCUAUAUUGGAGAGGUUUUCCUUGGAAGUGUAUCCCAAAUGAUUUUCCAUUGGAGAGCUUGACUGUUCUUGACAUGCGGAACAGCUGUUUGGAAAGACCGUGGGAUGGAAGAAGGGUGCUUCCGCUGGUAAAAAUUCUCAACCUCAGCCAUUCUCAUUCUCUUCUCAGAACUCCUGAUUUUUCAGGACUCCCAAUGCUGGAGAAGCUUGUUCUAAAAGAGUGUGUCAAUCUAAUUGAGGUUCAUGAAUCCAUUGGAACUUUAGAGGCUCGGCUCAUUUUCUUGAAUAUCAAAAACUGCAAAAGACUUAAGAAACUACCCAGAGAGAUAUGCAAGCUAAAAGUUCUUAAAACCCUCAUAAUAUCUGGUUGCUCAAAUCUUGUAGAGUUGCCAAGAGACCUGUGGAGGAUGAAAUCCCUGACAAAGUUUUUUGCUAACGAAAUCCCAAUGAGUCAACUAGCCUCUACGAGAAAACAGAACCCACUAUGGCAUGCAUUUAUCCGGUCUUGGGUACCGAAGCCAAGAAAAGCUCUAGGGCUUCCAUGGGUUUCUUUGCCAAAGUCUUUGGUUAAUUUAAGUCUAUCUGGGUGCAAUCUAUCUGAAGUUGCUUUUCCUAGGGACUUCACAAAUUUAGUGAUGUUGCGGGACCUAGACCUUAGUAAAAAUCCGAUCAGCUGCCUUCCAGAUUGCAUCAGAACUCUUUCCAGGCUCAGCACACUUGAAUUAGGUUCUUGUACAAUGCUUAAAUCUCUCAUAGACCUACCUCGUGUCCAUGAUUUGAGGGUAGGCUAUUGCACUUCCCUAGAACGAGUAACAUAUCUAUCAGUAGGAUGCCGUGCAAGAGUUUUCCAUGUAAAUGGCUGUAAAGAACUCACUGAUAUGGAGGAAAACUUCAAGUUGGAAGCCAUGGGAGGAAUUGAGAAAACAAUGAAGUCAUUGGAAUUAAGCAUGUUGGAUUCUGUCGGAAGCUUUGAAGUGAAAUUGUAUAACAAUUCAACUAGUACAGAAAGUAGAGGACCAGUAAAGGCGUUGUUUGAAGGAGGAUUAAUCAGCAUAUUUCUUCCGGGGAGCAAGGUUCCUAAUUGGUUUUGUUACAAGAGUGCUGGAGCAACUCUAUCUUUCACUGUCCCUUCAUCUCCUGAUUUCAAGAUCCAGGGUAUAACUGUGUGCUCAGUGUACACAAUUGACUGGAAAGUCUGGAUAGCAGGUAUCCAAUUUUAUGUGAUAAUCCAUAAUGAGCAGAAGAAUGUGAAACUGAUUUAUAGCCCGACUUGCUAUGGUCUUCCUGAAGCCCAAAAUGAAAUGUUAUGGUUCAGCCAUUGGAGAUUUCAGAGUCAGCUGGAUGCUGGUGAUACCUUGAAUGUCACGGUUCUUACUAUGGAUGGUUUUAGCAUCAUAGAAAUCGGUAUUCACUUAAUUGGAGACAAAGUAAGAAAGAAAACCACAGAAGUUCAGAUGGACACAAGUGUGAGGAAAGAGUAA
Messenger RNA from Lycium ferocissimum, 3861 nucleotides. RefSeq names its product disease resistance protein RPV1-like. Gene Ontology annotation, biological process: signal transduction; defense response. The coding region runs from base 475 to 3861 and encodes 1128 amino acids. The transcript is spliced from 6 exons. Gene Ontology annotation, molecular function: protein binding; ADP binding. The record is from RefSeq and is a predicted model, not a curated record. Lineage: Eukaryota; Viridiplantae; Streptophyta; Magnoliopsida; Solanales; Solanaceae.